CAUGGAGGAAUCCUUGCGUGAUUUGCUUGCAAUGUGCAACAAUCCACAUCAUUGGGGGGUGGAGUGGGACUGAGAUUGCCUCGCAUCAGCUCUCGUUGAGUUUUGAUUUGAUUCCAGGAGAUAUUCUGCUCCACCUGGAGUGUGAUCUCUGCAGCAGCAGCACAAGGAGAAACAUACACACUCCAAAUACUCGGGUGAUGAGUUUUAUAGAAAAGAAUGAGAGUGAGGUUAGUGUUCUAAGAUUAAACAGACAGCAGUUCGUCAGCCGGAUUUCUCCCCUCUGAAGUGUGUGUGUGUGUGUGUGUGAGAGAGAGUGUGUGUGUGAGUGUGUGUUCUGUUCGUUGCUAGUACUGCUUUGAGCUGCUCAGAGCCAUCGAUGGAUAAUCUUCGACUCCUCGUUUUGCUGUGUACUCUCAUGUGAGUGAAAAGUUGUAGACUUGGACUGAAACUUACGUGCAUUUCUAGGAGAAAUCCCAGCUGGAGGCUGUCGUCUUCCUGCUCCGCCCGUUCCACUCUUUUCUAGCGAAAGAGUGAUAUGAGUUUUCCUGGUGAAGAGGAAGAAGAAAGGAAUGGGGCCUCUAGUUCACUCUCCCAGUGAGGAAUACCGAGCCUUGGUUGACAAGGCUUACAGCAAAUUCGCCAGAUUACGCGAUUUUCCACCUUACGGUCGAAACAGAUGGGAUUACUACUUCCACAAGGCCUUCCAGGUUUACUCCAAGCUGUGGAAAUUUCAGCAAGAGCAUCGUCAUCAAUUGGUGGAGGUUGGUUUGAAGCGGUGGGAGAUAGGGGAAAUAGCAUCUCGAAUUGGGCAGUUGUACUACAAUUAUUACCUUCGCACAAGCGAUGCCAAAUUCCUCUCCGAGUCUUUCAUUUUCUAUGAAGCCAUAUUGACCCGGGAUUAUUUUAAAGACAGUGAUAAGGAUGCUCCGUUGGCAAACAAACAGCUUAGGUACUGUGCCAGGUUUAUUGUUAUUUGUUUGCUUCUCAACCGCCGGGAGAUGGUGCAGCUGCUAGUGCGACAACUGCGUACCCUUGUCGAAGAGUUUAGCCGCUCACAUCAGAGCAUUGAUGCGAAGGAGUGGAAGGUGGUGGUGCAAGAGAUAAUUCGCUUCAUGAAAGCUGAUGCUGCGUGUGAGAUCAGUAGGCCUUUGAGAUACAGCGUGCUUCUGGAUCCUCACCCUUUAUCAAUUCCUGCGGUUGAUAGGCUUGAAGGCGCAAAACCUCUGCGGCUGGAGGAUGCUAUUCUUGCUAGCUACCAUCACAAUGAAGUCAAAUUUAGUGAGCUAAGUUUGGAUACAUUCCGCAUGCUGCAAGCUUUGGAGUGGGAGCCGAGUGGUUCCUUAUAUCGGACUCGUGUUGGUGAAGUCAGCAAUAAGAUGAGUUCAUCAGGGCAUGUUGGAGUUGUGGAGGAGAUACCUGAUCCAAGCCUGCCACCUAAUCCCCAUAAGUAUGUAUUGUAUCGGCCAUCAGUCCAACAUUUGCUUCUAGUAUUGGCUACUGUGUGUGAAGAGGUGCCAGCUAAUUCUUGUGUGUUGCUUUAUGUCGCUGCGUCAGGCAGGUCAGCACGGACGAUGUCUUCUCAUCCAUCUUCAGCAAGCUUGAUGAUGGAUGCGGCAGCCGGGAACAAGAUAGUUUCUCUAACUCCUACUCUAAGCUUGAACCAGAUGACUAUUAAUCAGAUUCAAUCUUAUAUGGGGCCUGGUAUUGAUGGUAGGACGAUGGAUGUUGAUCAAAACAACACCUCAGCAUUUAGCACUCCUGCAGAAAGUCCCAGGAAAGGGUCAUAUGGAGAUCGGAUGUCAACAUUGGAGUCAUCUGAGAGCUGUACCCCUGGGCUUUGGCUUGGGUCAAGAAAAAGUCCCGGUAUGACUAAUUUCCUGUAUCCGAGUGACAUUCUUCCAUUCACCCGUCGUCCUCUUUUCAUUGUGGUUGACAGUGAUAACAGCGCCGUCUUUGAGACUCUGAGCGGGAACGAGAGAGGUGAACCAGCCGUUCUUUUACUUUCACCCAGUUUACAGCCCGACGAUAAAGGCAUGGGGGUUCCAGCCUCUGUGUCAUACCCCAAUAGCUGUGGCAACGUGUUCACAUUUUUCUUGACUGCUCCAUUACUUGCCUUUUGUCGAGUGAAUGGAAUUUCAGUUUCAACAUUGCCGAAGGGCACACUUCAACAAACAGAGAAGCUCUUAUCAAAACUACUAGCAGACUUGGGGAAUGCUCUUGCAUCUUCGACAUCCAUCAGCCACGUCUGGGCUCGUGUUUUGUAUGACCCUUUUCUUCGUCAGCUUGUAGUCAGAUUCAUCUUCUGUCGGGGAGUUUUUGCACUCCAUUUAAAGUAUCGUCACAAGCCUGAGUUCCUACCACGAUGUUACCCCGCAUUACCCGAGGAGGUCCUUCCAAAUACACACAAGGUGGGAAGAAUAGUGUAUUACCUUGCAAUCGCUGUCGGAGCUGCUGAUCAGUUUGAAUUUCCACACUUCUCAUUUAAGGGGACCUCAGAUGAUCAGAGUCUUCUGGAGGAGUUCAGCGUACUUGGUCUCGGCCAAGACUGAGGAAGGAAGCAGUUUUCAAAAUUGAAAGCGCAACAUUGUGGUUUUGUGAAUUCUCAUGCAGGAACCUUCUGUGCUUUAUAGUUAUAUGUAAGAAAUUGAUUUCUUAUUUUCACCGACUCAAAUUGUUAGAACUACAUAGUGAGUUCUGUUUGCUAUAGCUGCCUAUGUUGAUCUUCUCUUAAAACAUCGGGCGGCUUGAUUUUUGCGUUAAGAUCUUGAAAGAUUGAUGUUAGAUGUAUCUAUGUAAUCUACUGAUUGUGAAGGUUUUUGUGGAUGGAGAACUUGAGGACGCCAAUGUACAGCUGAUUCUAUCA
Molecule: messenger RNA, 2863 nt
Organism: Physcomitrium patens
Lineage: Eukaryota; Viridiplantae; Streptophyta; Bryopsida; Funariales; Funariaceae
Source: RefSeq, a predicted model, not a curated record